AUGCAGUCUGCUAAUUUUAACAACACGUCUGCAUUCAACAACAAACAAUUUUCUCUUAGUAUCUGCAACUCCAUUGGAGAAUUAAAAAAUCCACAUUUGGCAACGCCUGCCUCUCUCAAAGCUUCCCUCGCAGCUGUAAUAACGACUGGAGCCGCUUGUCCUUUUGCUGUUGUUCUCAACUCUUUGGUUCUUUUAGCAUUCUAUAAGAAACCAUCUCUAAGAACCCAAAGCAAUGUCAUGAUUGGUAUUAUGGCAGCAAACGAUCUGGUCAAAGCUGGAAUUGGUGGCGCGUUUUUCAUUUCGAAGGAAAUCAAUUACCAAAUGGAACACGACCCGAAAUGUCCUGUUUUGGUAGGACUUGCCCUAAGUGCAUCGAUCGUAUCUGACAUCAUAGUUGCUGGUAUGAACUUAGAGAAAUACGUCGCUCUUCAAUUCCCUUACUGGCACCGUGUCAACGUCACAGCAAGGCGUAUAUUGACCACUGCACUCGUGUCCAUCCUAACAGGGUUUUUGCUGACAGUCAUCCGCGUUUUUUCUGAAGCGGGAAGGUUUCUUGUAGUGCUUCCGUUUGCCAUAUGCAUUAUUUCAACCUCUAUCUUCGCAGUCUCUAUUUGGAGAGUGAUCUCAAAGCGCAAUCGUCAAAUUCAAGCACAAAGUGAGCAAGCAAACGUAACAACCUUGACCAGUUCAGAGCGUAAGGCUGCCAAAAUGGCAACAUAUAUUGCUGUGGGACUUCUCUUCACUAGCAUUAUACCAUUGCUCCUGCUCACCAUGGUAAUACAAAAUAGUGAUUCAAAGAUCACGGCAGAACCACUGCUUCAAUCAUUGCCACUGUUGGGCUGUUUGAUAAACCCCYUCAUUUAUGGUUUCAUGAACCGAGAUAUUAGGAAAGCCUGCAAGGAAAUGAUCAACUGCAAGUUUUCAAAUUCUAUCACAAUACAAGUACAGCCAUGA
Molecule: messenger RNA, 954 nt
Organism: Exaiptasia diaphana
Lineage: Eukaryota; Metazoa; Cnidaria; Anthozoa; Actiniaria; Aiptasiidae
Exons: 1
Coding region: 1-954 (317 amino acids)
Biological process (GO): G protein-coupled receptor signaling pathway
Cellular component (GO): membrane
Molecular function (GO): G protein-coupled receptor activity
Source: RefSeq, a predicted model, not a curated record